Hypoxylon trugodes is the source of this 2790-nucleotide messenger RNA. RefSeq lists its product as uncharacterized. The transcript has a single exon. The record is from RefSeq and is a predicted model, not a curated record. Gene Ontology annotation, cellular component: endoplasmic reticulum; cytosol. The coding region runs from base 623 to 2671 and encodes 682 amino acids. NCBI's taxonomy places the organism in Eukaryota, Fungi, Ascomycota, Sordariomycetes, Xylariales, Hypoxylaceae.
GCAUAAUGGUCUGUGUUACAACUUAGUCACGUCACGCGAGAACACGAGGUCCCUUCCACCAUUACACGCAUUGAGUGUUUGCGCCUCAUGUUCUUUCAAAGUUUGUGCGAAUGAGUAAGUUGAACCAAACAAAUGGAGGAUUAAUCAAGCACGGUUCGUCGUUGUUACGGGGUGACCCAUUGAUGGUUGGAAGUUAGAAGGGUUAGAAGGUACACCGCCACAAUAAUUCUUGCGGCGAGCUGAAAACAGUUAAAGCACAGGGCGAGAAUCCUCCACAAAGGUGGCCGUGAUGAGUCAAAGCCGAAGUAAAACAUGAGAAUAGGCCUAGAAAGGUGCAAUUACCUAAGGUGUAAUAUUGAUGCCUUAAUUUUUUUUAAUUCCUAGUACGAUGAAGCAAGCACCUUGCUGAGUACCAUUCAUCAACCAAGAUAUUAUAUUUAAGCCUCUUCAUCUUGCCUUUCCAUUUACAUCGAUUUUCCUUCCCAGUUGUCUAUCAUACUAGAGCAGGAGCAGCUCUAGUUGAUACAUCAUUCCACGACUUUUCAUUACACCAAAAUCGAUACACGAACUUCUUAGACUAAACAUCCUCACCUUUAAGACUACACCACUUAAUACUACCAUAAUGUUUCCCACCAUGGCUUAUGACGAUGCUGCCCGGACCGUUUUACACCGCCGACUUCUUUCAGAUAUCAGAGAAAUGGUAGAGAAGCCAUAUCCAAACAUCAUUUUUUAUCCGGACGAACAAAAUCUUCUAAAAGCCUGCCUAGUCCUCACACCCGCCAACUAUAAGCCUCUACAUCUCACGGUAAACUUCUCUAACAACUAUCCCUUGGACCCACCGGGUAUUCAUAUGGAUUCAAGCGUCACUCACCCAAACGUUUAUGGUGGUUGGAUUUGCGCGACUAUUUUAAGGAAAACCGAUGAGCACACACCCGCGUAUACUCUCAAAGGAAUAGCGAUUCAGCUUCUCAGCUUUUUUUCUAGCGAUUCCCUUGAGCAAGAACACGGCUCUACGCAGAAGUUGGAUCAAUACAGAGCUCAGGAUGAGGCCUUGCUCGACGAUUUUCACUGCCGCCGGUGCAAGUUCCCCCAAGCUACGAAGCCCGCCCCUCGACUUAGAUUAACGCGUCGUCGUUCUUAUGAUGCACGUGUCGACAGCGAUCCAGUGCAGUGGCCUACCAUCGGAGGCGAUACGGCAUCACCGCCUAAACAGCCCGAGGCCGAGGCGCAGGCAAACGAAAUCGAGAUACCCGAAAUGUGUUAUAUAGACCAACUGCCAAACGAAGUAUUACUACUCAUUCUCGAGCAUCUGGAAGAUUUCGAGCAACUGACAACAUUUGCUACGUCCUGGCCAAGGAUUAGCGGUGUUAUUAGGGACUUCGAUGUUGUGAGACAGCGCGAGCUCCAGUGUUUCUGUCUCAAACAAAACUACCAUACCCUCAAGCUUGGUGUGGGCAUAUCUUUUUCUCGCGGCCAUAUUGCGUCGGAGUUUGACCUUAUCUCCCAAGAAGCCUUUAGUGAUCUAAGAAUACGCAAGUCAGUCAACAAUAUCCCAUUUAAUCAUUGGCUCCCCCUGCCGAUCUCUCACAAGCACUGGGGGCAAGUUAAAAAUGAAUGUGCAAAAUCCCUAGACGACUUAAAACCAUACCUGAAAAAUACUGAGCAUUUCGGUAAGGCCGAAGCGCUAUUUACCUUCAUGAACGAUGUGGUUGUUCGACUCAACCAGGUACUAGAACCUCGUGGUGAGCAAUCCCACAAGAGCAAUCUUCGCCAUGCUUCAGAGAAGGCCAUCGAUUCGUACUUCCACCUCUUCCAUCUCCUCGUAUGCUACGCCGUCGAGGACCCCUCCUUGGUCGAGCAAGCAAAUUCCCUACUUGGGAACUUCAUAAACGGAAAGCAAUCGAAGACAGACUGUCCCAACCUAGGACAUCUUCUCAUCGCCUUAUUAAUAUCCGACGUCGAAGUCACCGAAAGACUGAUGCAAUUAAUCAUCACCGAGGCAAUCACACGAAACGUCGUCUGGCUAUUCGACGCAAAAGGAGCGAACAUGCCCGAACUCUCCUUCAUGGAGUCGGAGCCGAUAUCAAGAUACCGUCUUAACAAGACAUUCGAGGGCUCACGCACCUCCUACCGUCUCCUCAUGUUCUCCGAACUAUUCCGCCGCACAGCACGACCCUCCCACACAAAACCCCUAACCCAAGUCCGCGACGAACUUUUCGAGCGGCACGGCGCACCACCCCAUAACGCAGCGCAAGAACUAUCAUCCACCGUUCGCCGCCUGCAUAAAAUCAACGAUUUCCCAUCCUUCCUGCGGGAAAUGGGUCUGCACAAAGUGCCCGACCCCCAGACCUUCACGCGGGUGCUACGUAACACCGUGCACCUGAGCAUGGAACGGGGGUACUCGAAAUGGGGAUGGCCGCGGGAAGUCGCGCUCUUGCAGCGGUAUUUCAAAGAUAAGGAGUUGAAGUUGAGUAGGGAGGACUCGAUUUAUGCUGAACAGAAUAAGUAUAAAUACCCGAAGAACGUGCGCCUGUAUUGGAACUUCUUCCCCGGCCGCCCUGGUGAUAAUAAUCCUGGAAAUGGAAAUAGGGGCGGUCGUGGAGGUGGUCGCGGAGGUCGCGGAGGCAGAGGCAGAGGCAGAGGAGGACGUGGAAGAGGUCAAGGUUUCUAAUGAGACCGAGAACUAGGGGGUUACUAGGUGUGCUGGGAGAAUGGUGAUAGUUCUACCCGCUAUAUGUGCGCCUGCGAGUGGAUGGUAAGAGUUGAUUAACCAGCUAGGAUAAUACCUAG